This is a messenger RNA of Capsella rubella, 1125 nucleotides long. RefSeq names its product putative F-box protein At4g10740. The record is from RefSeq and is a predicted model, not a curated record. Lineage: Eukaryota; Viridiplantae; Streptophyta; Magnoliopsida; Brassicales; Brassicaceae. The coding region runs from base 1 to 1125 and encodes 374 amino acids. Gene Ontology annotation, molecular function: protein binding. The transcript has a single exon.
AUGACGACGACGAUGUCAAAUCUUCUAAAGGAUAUGGUAGAGGAGAUCUUGUCUAGGGUUCCUUCCAAAUACACGAAACAAAUGAGAUUAACUUGCAAAAACUGGAACGCUUUGUUCGAAAACAAGAGCUUUAGGAAGAUGCACAUUGAAAAAGAAGAAGCAGCAGCUAGAAAAUUAGGGUUGACACGAAUGGUCAUGAUGAUGAAUCACAAUGUUUAUCUAAUGGGCAUCACCGUCAAUGAGAAUCCAUCCAUACACUGUCUAGGUAAACUCGGUUCAAAAAAAGUCAAGAUAAACCAAGUCUAUCAUUGUGAGGGUUUAUUGUUAUGCAUCUUGAAAGAUGAUGAUACUACUAAGGUUUUGGUUUGUAAUCCGUAUUUGAGGCAAACAAGGUGGAUCCAAACAAGAAAGUUUCACCAUGCAGGUGAAUAUUUUUACAUUUACGCUAUCGGAUAUAAUGAUAAUAGCCCGAAAAUUUUGAGGUUUAUUAUCAGACAAGAACAAAACCUCACUUUAAGGUAUGAAAUCUACGAUUUUGAUACUGAUUUAUGGACUAUUUUCGAAGUGACUCCAAACUGGCGUAUAGUAUGUCAUGGCGGCUUUUCUCUCAAGGGAAAUACUUACUGGUGUGCUGUAGAAGUACAAAAUGCACUCAGUGUAGUAAAUCAUAUAAUCUGUUUUGAUUUUACAAGAGAGAGAUUUGGACAGCUUAUACCUCUACCGUUUAAGGCUUUAGGUUUACAGUUUGCUUCGUUUUCUUCGAUUAGAGGUGAGAACAUGGCGGCUUUGUUUCAGUCAAUGGAGUCACUAAAGGUUGAGAUAUGGGUUACUACUAAGAUUGAUGGCGAAAAUGCGUCGUGGAGCAAUUUGUUCACAUUGAAUAAUAUGCCAUAUCUUGACAAGAAGCUUAUAUGUACGACUUUCUUGUUGGACGAGGAGAAGAAAGUUGCGGUGUGUUUUGAUGAUGAAAGGAUUGGCACACACAAUGUUAUUAAUAUCAUAGGAGAGGCUGGAUUCUUGAGGAAAUUGGAGCUUGGAGAACCCGCAUGCGUAGGUUGGCCACGCUUGUGUCCUUAUGUUCCAAGUAUAGUGCAAAUCAAGAAACGUAAUAGAGUGAAAGGAUAA